Caenorhabditis briggsae is the source of this 582-nucleotide messenger RNA. It is a transcript of the gene Cbr-sru-45, whose product is annotated as Protein CBR-SRU-45. The transcript has 4 exons. Lineage: Eukaryota; Metazoa; Nematoda; Chromadorea; Rhabditida; Rhabditidae. The record is from RefSeq and is a predicted model, not a curated record. The coding region runs from base 1 to 582 and encodes 193 amino acids.
AUGCGAGUGUUCCUAUUCUCAACUAAUAAUUACUUGAAGGAGAAAGUGGGACUUUACCUAUCUUACUUGACCCCAUUUUUCAUUUCCCUGGGAUUUCUUUUGGCGAUUCCUAGAUUUUUGAAUUCGGCCACUUGUACACCGUUGGGCGGUCCAUAUCCACAUGCUUCGAUAAUGAUUGCCUCGUUUAUUGAUCAUGAUGCGAAGGUUACGCCACUUCCUAUGAAAAUCGAAGUGAUAAUCAAUCCAUUUGUGCUGUUAACAAUUGCAUUUUUGAAUAUUUUCAUGCUGCUCAAACUUCGCCAAAGAAAACAUUUAAGUACAGUAACCGGUCGAAAACACAACUCAAAGGCCGAAAAGGUCUUAACGGUGACAAUGGGAUUGCUCACUCUGCCAGUCCUAAUCAAUAUCUCAAUUUCACUUUUCGAGAUUUUCGACGAAUUUCAUUAUUUUGUUUUCCUAAUUGGUCCGGUUUUAAUUGAUGCUCAAUCUCUAUUAAUAACCUGUUAUUUCUAUUUCACUCAUCCAAUUUUUAAGACAAAAGUGACGACUUUUGUUACAAGUAGUAACAUUUCGAGAUUUUAA